Carlito syrichta (Philippine tarsier) is the source of this 1918-nucleotide messenger RNA. It is a transcript of the gene ALDH7A1, whose product is annotated as aldehyde dehydrogenase 7 family member A1. Lineage: Eukaryota; Metazoa; Chordata; Mammalia; Primates; Tarsiidae. Bases 101 to 1720 code for a protein of 539 amino acids. The record is from RefSeq and is a predicted model, not a curated record. The transcript has 18 exons. Gene Ontology annotation, molecular function: aldehyde dehydrogenase (NAD+) activity.
GGGGUCCCGUCUGCCCAAUGGACUUGGGAGGCGGGGUUCUACUUCAGCCGCUCCUCGGGCCGCAAACGCGUCACGCGUCCCGGGCUCACCCGGGCUCAGUAUGUGGCGCUUACCCCGAGCGCUGUGUGUGCACGCUGCGAAGACCAGCAGGCUCUCAGGACCUUGGAACAGGCCUGCCGUCUUCAUGUCCACGCUGCUGAUCAAUCAGCCCCAGUACGCCUGGCUAAAAGAGCUAGGGCUCCGCGAGGAAAACGAGGGCGUGUAUAAUGGAAGCUGGGGAGGCCGGGGAGAGGUUAUUAUGACCUAUUGUCCUGCUAACAAUGAGCCAAUAGCAAGAGUCCGACAGGCCAGUGUUGCGGACUAUGAAGAAACUGUAAAGAAAGCAAGAGAAGCAUGGAAAGUCUGGGCAGAUAUUCCUGCUCCAAAGCGAGGAGAAAUAGUAAGACAGAUUGGUGAAGCCUUGCGGGAGAAGAUCCAAGUACUAGGAAGCUUGGUGUCUUUGGAGAUGGGGAAAAUUUUAGUGGAAGGUGUAGGAGAAGUUCAAGAGUACGUGGAUAUUUGUGAUUAUGCUGUUGGCUUAUCACGGAUGAUUGGGGGACCCAUCUUGCCUUCUGAAAGGCCUGGCCAUGCACUCAUUGAACAGUGGAAUCCCGUAGGCCUGGUUGGAAUCAUCACUGCAUUCAAUUUCCCUGUGGCAGUAUAUGGCUGGAACAAUGCUAUCGCAAUGAUCUGUGGGAAUGUCUGCCUUUGGAAAGGAGCUCCAACAACUUCCCUCAUUAGUGUAGCUGUCACAAAGAUAAUAGCCAAAGUUCUGGAGGAUAACAAGCUGCCUGGUGCAAUUUGUUCCCUGACUUGUGGUGGAGCAGAUAUCGGCACAGCAAUGGCCAAAGAUGAGCGAGUGAACCUGCUCUCCUUCACCGGGAGCACUCAGGUGGGAAAACAGGUGGCCCUUAUGGUGCAGGAAAGGUUUGGGAGAAGCUUGUUAGAACUUGGAGGGAACAAUGCCAUUAUUGCUUUUGAGGAUGCCGACCUCAGCUUGGUUGUUCCAUCAGCUCUCUUUGCUGCCGUGGGCACAGCUGGCCAGAGGUGUACCACUGCAAGGCGACUGUUUUUACAUGAAAACAUCCAUGAUGAGGUUGUAAAUAGACUUAAAAAAGCCUAUGCACAGAUCCGAGUUGGUAACCCGUGGGACUCUAAUGUUCUCUAUGGGCCACUCCACACCAAACAGGCAGUGAGCAUGUUUCUUGGAGCUGUGGAAGAAGCUAAGAAAGAAGGUGGCACUGUGGUCUACGGGGGCAAGGUUAUGGGUCGCCCUGGGAAUUAUGUAGAACCGACAAUUGUGACGGGUCUUGCCCAUGAUGCAUCCAUCGCACACACAGAGACUUUUGCUCCGAUUCUCUAUGUCUUCAGAUUUAAGAAUGAAGAAGAGGUCUUUGCGUGGAAUAACGAAGUAAAACAGGGACUUUCAAGUAGCAUCUUUACCAAAGAUUUGGGCAGAAUCUUCCGCUGGCUUGGACCUAAAGGAUCGGACUGUGGCAUUGUAAAUGUCAAUAUUCCAACAAGCGGAGCUGAAAUCGGAGGUGCAUUUGGAGGAGAAAAACACACUGGUGGUGGCAGGGAGUCUGGCAGUGAUUCCUGGAAACAGUACAUGAGAAGAUCUACUUGCACAAUCAACUACAGUAAGGACCUUCCUCUGGCCCAAGGAAUCAAAUUCCAGUAAAGGUGUUUUAGGUGGACAUUACUGGAUUUUAGGCAUUCCUGCAGCUGCUUCUGAAGAAGAUAAAGAAAAUUAAAAUGUGCCUUGAAUAAAUGCAUUAUUUUGAAAUAUAACAGUGACUAAUCCCCUAUGACCCCAAAACUCUGACUCAUUUUUAAAAAUCAAAAUAAAAUUAUCACAACGUAGUCAUAUUCACUAAAA